GGACUGCAAGCUCACAGGUGUCUCCCUGAGAAGAGAAGGCUGCCAUGGAUCUGGUCACAGUCCUGGUGCUCACUGUCUCCUGUCUGCUUCUCCUCUCACUCUGGAGACAAAGCUCGGGGAGAGGGAAGCUCCCCCCUGGUCCCACUCCUCUCCCAGUUAUUGGAAACAUCCUGCAGAUAGAUGUGAAGGACAUCAGUAAAUCCUUAACAAACUUCUCCAAAGUCUAUGGCCCCGUGUUCACUCUGUAUUUUGGCAUGAAGCCCACUGUGGUAGUGCAUGGCUAUGAAGCAGUAAAAGAAGUCCUGGAUGAUCUUGGAGAGGAGUUUUCCGGAAGGGGUGACUUCCCAAUUGUCGAAAGAAUGAAUAAUGGCCUUGGAAUCGUUUUCAGCAACGGAAAAAAAUGGAAGGAACUUCGGCGCUUCUCACUUAUGACACUGAGGAAUUUUGGGAUGGGGAAGAGGAGCAUUGAGGAUCGCAUUCAAGAGGAAGCGCGAUGCCUUGUGGAAGAGUUAAGAAAAACAGAUGGCUCACUCUGUGACCCCACCUUCACCCUGAGCUCGGCUCCCUCCAACGUGAUCUGCUCCGUUGUUUUCCAUAAUCGUUUUGAUUAUGAAGACAAGAAUUUUCUUAACUUGAUGGAGAAAUUAAAUGAAAACUUUAAAAUUUUCAACUCUCCGUGGAUGCAGGUCUGCAAUGCUAUUCCUAUCUUCCUCGAUUAUCUCCCAGGGAGCCACAGGAAAGCACUUAAAAAUUUUGCUGAUAUAAAAAGUUAUAUUUUGAAACGAGUGAAAGAACACCAAGAAACACUGGACAUGGACAAUCCUCGCGACUUCAUUGACUGUUUCCUGAUCAAAAUGGAACAGGAAAAGAACAACCCACAGUCCGAGUUUACUACUGAAAGUCUGAUGGCUACAGUGGCCGAUGUGUUCGUAGCUGGGUCAGAAACCACAAGUACUACCCUGAGAUAUGGACUCUUGCUCCUCUUGAAGCACACAGAGGUCAUAGCUAAAGUCCAGAAAGAGAUUGAUCAUGUGAUUGGCAGAAACAGGAGUCCCUGCAUGCAGGACAGAACCCGGAUGCCCUACACAGAUGCGACGGUGCAUGAGAUCCAGAGAUACGUGAACCUCAUCCCCAACAAUGUGCCCCAUGCAGCUACCUGUGAUGUGAAAUUCAGAAAUUACCUAAUUCCCAAGGGCACAGACUUAGUCACAUCACUGACUUCUGUGCUACAUGAUGACAAAGAAUUUCCCAACCCCCAAAUAUUUGAUCCUGGCCAUUUUCUGGAUGAGAAAGGAAACUUUAAGAAGAGUGACUACUUUAUGCCUUUCUCAACAGGAAAGCGAAUGUGCGUGGGAGAGGCUCUGGCUCGCAUGGAGCUGUUUCUGUUUCUGACCACCAUUGUACAGAAUUUCGAUCUGAAAUCACCGGUUGAUACAAAGGACAUUGAAACUACUCCAGUGGCCAGUACUUUUGGCCGCGUGCCACCUUCAUACCAGCUGUAUUUCAUUCCUCGUUAAAGAGCAGACUGGCUGUUGCUA
Molecule: messenger RNA, 1538 nt
Organism: Arvicola amphibius (Eurasian water vole)
Lineage: Eukaryota; Metazoa; Chordata; Mammalia; Rodentia; Cricetidae
Product: cytochrome P450 2C55
Exons: 9
Coding region: 45-1517 (490 amino acids)
Biological process (GO): xenobiotic metabolic process
Cellular component (GO): cytoplasm; intracellular membrane-bounded organelle
Molecular function (GO): heme binding; iron ion binding; oxidoreductase activity, acting on paired donors, with incorporation or reduction of molecular oxygen, reduced flavin or flavoprotein as one donor, and incorporation of one atom of oxygen
Source: RefSeq, a predicted model, not a curated record